GCAUAGAGCCUUUUGUCCUCACAGACUCGCCGUAGCAGACAGAUGCGCUGCUGAAAGAUGUCAAAUCUUGGAAAAAUGGCAAAGGUGGUUAUGCCCAUGGCAGUGCCCGGAGCACUUGGCUUGAUGUCUGCCACUGUUUUUGCUGCAAGCAAUGCCAAAGAAAACAGAGCCAUCUUGAUGACUGAUGAGCUCUCGCUGUAUGACACACCUGAGCCUCGGCUGAGGUACAAGGAGCCUGAUAUUGGCCCUGUUGAGCAGGGUGUGGCAUCUCUAAGAAAGACUGUCGAACCUUAUUUUUCAUGGUGUCAGGAAAGGAAACAGUUUGCUGUGGAUAAAGUACAGUCUUACUAUAAGACAGUUGAGCCUGGUGUGGAUUCCACUCAAAAUAUCAUACAGGAUAUACUUACAUUUUUGAAAGACCCUCCAUCUGAGUUCUACCCCAGCGUAGGCGUUAUUGGGUUCUCCGGAAUUCUGGGCCUUUUUUUCGCAAAAGGCAGCACAGUCAAAAGGCUGAUAUUUCCCACUGGGCUGAUGACUCUGUGUGCCUCUGUGUUUUAUCCACAACACGCCGCCUCUGCUGCCAGGACCACAAAGGACUGCAUGUACUCGUGGGGUUCGGAGGGGCGAGCUGUUGUGGAGGAGCUGCUGAGAGGAAAAUCAGCAUCCAAGGACAAAACUGAGAAGACACAGAAAUCAGACAGCCAAAAAUCAAGUUGAGACAAAGCAGCACAUUUUAGGAAGAGUUCCUGCUUUGCACCUGGAUUCUCUUAUCUGUGUACUGAUCAGUAUGGUGGUAUUUAUUACUCUAUUACAAUGUUGGCAGUGUUUACUGUAAUUGUAUUCAGCAACGUUUUGUGAACUAUAUAAAUGUACUUUUAUAUAUAAAUGCACAAUUUGGUAGCAACCAUUUGGACCAAGCUGAAAGACAGAAUCACCUGCAUGACUUGCACUGUGUGAAUCUGAAUGUUGCUGAAUAUUUAUUUACUUAUACAUCCAUUUCCAGAGCUUUCUACAUGAGUACUGGCUUGACUUUCUCCAGGGCUUUCAGUGUCACUAAACAAAGAUCCAAUUUAUAAGUUUUAUAAUAACUUAGGAUUUCACAAACCAUGAAUUUGGUCUGUGCAUAAAGAGACAUUUUGCCAAUUACAGCACCGUCCAGGAUCCCUUCUGUGAAUUCAGCAUUCCAAUUUUACCACAUUUACAAAUGUGAAUUUCACAUUUUUAUUAGAAUUAAAGCCUGAAUUAUUAUUUAAAUACAAGUUUUAAUAUUUAUUUUUCAGAUUUCCAAUACAUUAAAUUGGAUACAAAAAAGUUGAUUGAUAAGCUAAUCUUACAUAUACACUACAAAAUAUGACACGAGUACUACAAUAACUUCUUCUAGAGUACAUUACUGUUUGUUAUUAUAAUCAAUAACACUGAGUAUCUAAAAUAUUGAAUUAAAGAUCUAUAAACUGAGAAAUUGUGAGCUGUCUUUAGUUCUCCUUGAACACUGGAACGUCGGCCAGCUCACUCUUCAGCAGACAUUUUCAGAAGAUUCUCUUUAUCGAUCCUGAAAAGUCGCCAUCCCUCCUGCAGCGAGAGGUCUGAAGCCCCGCGACGCUUGUAAAAGUCGAUGGACGUCUUGUUGGAUUCAGCCACGAUGAAAUGCAUGCUGCUGCAACGAUUCUUCACCGCUGUCUGCAGGAGAAAACGGCUGUUCAAGUUAAUGCGCAACACAUCUAAAGACAACACAAAAUGCUUUGAGGUGUACCUUACGUUUGAAGCUAGUUGGGUUAAAUUGGAAAACCACCAAAAUAAAACUCAAUUCAUUCUU
This is a messenger RNA of Danio aesculapii, 1813 nucleotides long. It is a transcript of the gene apoob, whose product is annotated as apolipoprotein O, b. The coding region runs from base 58 to 717 and encodes 219 amino acids. The record is from RefSeq and is a predicted model, not a curated record. Lineage: Eukaryota; Metazoa; Chordata; Actinopteri; Cypriniformes; Danionidae. Gene Ontology annotation, biological process: cristae formation. Gene Ontology annotation, cellular component: MICOS complex. The transcript has 9 exons.